AUGAAGCCCGUCGUGUCCGCUUUGAACGCAUGGAGCUGCACCGUUCUGUCGGUCUUCGCCAUUGUCAUCCUCUCCAUCAUCGGGAGCCUGUUUGCGCGGGAUCACCAUAUGAUGAUGGGAUUGGAAGAGGAUCCUGAAGACGGCGGGGCAGUCGCGGCCUCUAUAUUCAUCGCGGUAGCGGUAUAUGCCGUGAGUCUUAGUCUACUGAAUUGCUACCUGUGGCACGAAUACUGA
Messenger RNA from Fonsecaea pedrosoi CBS 271.37, 234 nucleotides. RefSeq lists its product as uncharacterized. The transcript has 3 exons. The record is from RefSeq and is a predicted model, not a curated record. Lineage: Eukaryota; Fungi; Ascomycota; Eurotiomycetes; Chaetothyriales; Herpotrichiellaceae. The coding region runs from base 1 to 234 and encodes 77 amino acids.